Molecule: messenger RNA, 2634 nt
Organism: Lasiodiplodia theobromae
Lineage: Eukaryota; Fungi; Ascomycota; Dothideomycetes; Botryosphaeriales; Botryosphaeriaceae
Product: DNA replication licensing factor
Exons: 6
Coding region: 1-2634 (877 amino acids)
Biological process (GO): DNA strand elongation involved in DNA replication; mitotic DNA replication initiation; DNA replication
Cellular component (GO): nucleus; MCM complex
Molecular function (GO): single-stranded DNA binding; single-stranded DNA helicase activity; ATP hydrolysis activity
Source: RefSeq, a predicted model, not a curated record
AUGGACGGCAUUGCGCUGAGAGAUGAGGCGGUGCGCGACCGCAUUAGAGCCGCCGAGGAGUUCCUGGAUCCUAAUGAUCCCCGCGCACGAACCUACCGCGCCGAUAUCAUUAUCAUGCUGAACCGCGGUCUGAGGAGACUAGAUGUCAGCUUGGAUGAGAUCAGGACACACAACAGAGAGAUGGCCGAUGGCCUUCUCAACCAGCCAUUCGACUGGACCUUCGCAUUCGACAAUGCUUUGAAAAACAUUGUCGCCACCUUGCCCAACCGCCCCUCCAAAGAAUCCGCCGACGAUGUGAUCUACUACUGCGCAUACUUCGGAAGUUUCGGCGAAUUCUCUUGCAACCCCCGUACCCUCAGCUCCCAGCACCUCAACCACAUGGUCUCCCUCGAGGGUAUCGUCACAAAGUGCUCGCUCGUGCGCCCCAAGGUCGUGAAGUCGGUGCACUGGAACGAGGCCAAGUCAAUAUUCCAGUUCAGAGAGUACAGAGACCAGACCAUGACCAUGGGUGCCGCCAGCACUUCUGUCUACCCCACCGAGGACGACGACGGCAACCCAUUGGUUACCGAAUACGGCUACAGCACAUACCGCGACCACCAGACCAUCUCCAUUCAAGAAAUGCCUGAGCGAGCUCCUGCAGGCCAGCUGCCUCGUGGCGUGGACGUUAUUCUGGACGACGACCUGGUCGACAAGGUCAAGCCUGGUGACAGAAUCCAGCUCGUUGGUGUCUACAGGUCUCUCGGAAACCGCAACGCUCAAAACGCCAGCUCUACCUUCCGCACCCUUAUCCUCGCAAACAACGUCAUCCUCCUUUCCUCCAAGUCUGGCGGUGGCAUUGCCCAGGCUACCAUUACCGACACCGAUGUCCGCAACAUCAACAAACUCUCCAAGCACAAGAGGGUCUUCGACCUCCUCUCACAAUCCCUGGCACCCAGUAUUCACGGCCAUGAUUACAUCAAGAAGGCCAUCCUGCUCAUGCUUCUGGGCGGUAUGGAGAAGAACCUGGAGAACGGCACCCAUCUGAGAGGAGACAUCAAUAUCCUCAUGGUCGGUGACCCCUCGACUGCCAAGUCCCAGCUCCUUCGCUUCGUGCUGAACACUGCUCCCUUGGCAAUCGCUACCACCGGUAGGGGUUCAUCUGGUGUCGGUUUGACGGCCGCCGUGACUCAAGACAAGGAGACGGGAGAGCGUCGCUUGGAGGCUGGUGCCAUGGUUCUUGGUGAUCGCGGUGUUGUGUGUAUUGAUGAGUUUGACAAGAUGAGCGAUGUCGACCGUGUGGCUAUUCACGAAGUCAUGGAACAGCAGACCGUCACCAUCGCCAAGGCCGGUAUCCACACCUCUCUGAACGCCCGCUGCAGUGUCAUUGCUGCAGCAAACCCCAUUUAUGGCCAGUACGACACGCACAAGGAUCCCCACCGGAACAUCGCGCUUCCUGACUCUCUCCUCUCACGUUUCGAUUUGCUCUUCGUUGUCACCGAUGACAUUGAGGAUGUCAGAGAUCGUCAAGUCUCAGAGCACGUCCUGCGUAUGCACCGAUACAGGCAGCCUGGCACCGAGGAGGGCGCACCGGUCCGUGAGCAAGGCAACCAGAUGCUCGGUGUCGGCCGUGACGAAGACGCCGAUGCGAACCGCCCGACGGAUAUCUACGAGAAGUUCAACGUCAUGCUCCACGCCGGUGUGAACGUGACUGUCGGUAGGGGCUCUGCUCGGCGCGUCGAAGUCGUGAGCAUACCCUUCAUCAAGAAGUACAUCCAGUACGCAAAGUCUCGUAUCAAGCCCGUCUUGACCGCCGGCGCCGCCAAUCACAUCGUCAGCACCUACUCCGCCCUCCGUAACGACGAGAUGGAGAGCAACCAGCGCAAGACGUCCCCCAUGACCGCCCGUACCCUCGAAACCCUCAUCCGUCUCGCCACCGCGCACGCCAAGGCCAGGCUGUCCAACCGCGUCGAGCAGAAGGACGCCGAGGUGGCCGAGGCCAUCCUGCGCUUCGCCCUGUUCAAGGAAGUCGUCGAGGACGAGCGGAGGAAGAGGAGAAAGGUCAGCCGCGCCGACGACGCCAUGUCGACCGACUCAUCCGACGACGACUCGGACGACGACGACAACACGCAGCAAACGAGAGAACGCCCCACGCCCCGCAACCAACGCACAACCGGCCCCUCCACCCGCAGCACCCGCGGCUCCACCGCCAACGGCACCACCACCACCGCCGGAGCCGACGAUGACGACGAAGACCUCUACGCCGCCGCCACCCCGCGCGGCACCCGCAGCACUCGCCGCGGCCAGAACGGCACCUCCUCGCAGAUGUCCAUGGCCUCGUCACAGCCCGCGUCACAGCUCCUCGGCACCACACAAACCGAGAGCCAGCAAGAAGACUCCCAAAUGGGCGGCGAUGCUGACGACGCCACCAUCUCGCCGCAGCGCAUCCAGGCUUUCCAGACCGCUCUCGGCCAGCUCAUCGACGGCCCGCUCUUCGCCAACGACGCCGCUGACGUCGAGCCGCUCGUCGCGGCCGUCAACGCGCGUCUGCGGGCCGGUGAAGCUGAGUUCGGGUUGCCCGAGGCGGAGAAGGCGCUCGAGGCGCUGAGUGAGCGGAAUAAGGUCAUGUUCUCGGGGGGCAUUGUGUAUAAGAUUUAG